AUUUUGUUUAGUACACCCACAGACACACACGGCGACGCACACUAUUCCAAUCCUUAGCAGCCUGAGGGACGCACACACUAUCACAGAGAGCAGAAAAGCAGCUAAACCAGACUAUACCGACUGGAAAAGAUCUGAACUACACCACAGAUGGGGCCUGGAUUGUUUUGGAACUUCCCUCCCAAGGCUGGCUGCACGGUUCCACAGAGCCUCCUGCAGACCAUGUUGCUGUCCAGGAUGGCGGGGAUGAAGGAGCAGCAGUUCACCGAGGAGAAGCCCCUGCUGCCGGAGCAGCGAGGAAUGGACUCAGACAUGCAGGAUAAAGGAGGGGAGGCAUCAGGGGGGUUACCGCGCCCCGCCAGCCCUGCGGCCCUUAACCCCCCUCCUCCCCCUAGCCGCCCCACUCACCGCUGGCAUGUCAUGGCACGGCACUGGCUCCGCCAGACCCGCCGUCGGACCAGCGGGGUCCUCCCGGAAAGCUGUGAACAGCUGAUGCCAGCGGGGGAUUGGAAGGAACAUGAUAUCGAGACCCCUUAUGGGAUGCUGCACGUGGUGAUCCGCGGGGCACCCAAAGGAAACAAGCCCGCAAUCCUCACCUACCACGAUGUGGGACUGAACCACAAGCUGUGCUUCAACUCUUUCUUCAGUAAUGAGGAUAUGCAGGAGAUCACCAAGCACUUUGUGGUGUGCCACGUCGAUGCCCCGGGACAGCAGAUUGGAGCGUCACAGUUGCCACAGGGGUACCAGUACCCCACCAUGGACCAGUUGGCCGCGAUGCUGCCCACUGUGGUGCAGCACUUUGGAUUUAAGAGCAUCGUUGGGAUUGGAGUUGGAGCUGGAGCUUACAUUCUGGCCAAGUUUGCUCUGAUCUUUCCUGACAUGGUGGAGGGUUUGGUUCUGCUCAACAUCGACCCCAACGGCAAAGGCUGGAUUGACUGGGCUGCCACCAAGCUGUCAGGUCUGACCAGCGCUCUGCCAGAUACUGUGCUGCCACAUCUUUUCAGCCAGGAGGAGCUGAUGAACAACACAGAGCUGGUGCAGAGCUACCGGCAACAGAUUAACAACACCGUCAACCAGUUCAACCUGCAGCUUUUCUGGAACAUGUACAACAGCCGGAGGGACCUGGAAAUGAAUCGCAGUGGGACGGUGCUCAAUGCCAAGACUCUGAAGUGUCCUGCGAUGCUGGUUGUGGGAGACAACGCCCCGGCUGAGGAGGGAGUGGUGGAGUGCAAUUCCAAACUGGACCCAACCAACACCACCUUCCUGAAGAUGGCUGACUCUGGUGGACUUCCCCAGCUAACACAGCCCGGGAAGCUGACCGAAGCCUUCAAGUAUUUCCUGCAGGGAAUGGGCUACAUCGCUUAUGUGAAGGAUCGGAGGUUGAGUGGAGGGCCAGUGCCCUCCGCCAGUAUGACCCGCCUGGCUCGUUCCAGGACGGCCUCCCUGACCAGCGCCAGCUCCAUCGACGGGUCCCGCUCUCGGGCCUGCACCCAUUCCGACAGCACUGAGGGAGUCGGCCCGGUCACCCACACCAUGGAGGUGUCCUGCUGAGGAGUCGGCCAGCCCUAGAAAGAGGGAGGGGGUGGAGGGAUGGAGAGGGAAAGAGCAAGACCGAAGGGAUGAUGGCCAAGAAAUGACGGGGGUGGGGUAUGAGGAAAAGGUGAAGGAUAGAAGGUGUGACUCCUGCUGUGUCUCAAAUCGCCCACACCAAGCUACAGGACCACCAACGUUUCUUUCAAACUUCGAGGAAAAUGCUGCGGUCAUGAUUGAAACAUGCGAACACUGAACUUUACAAAUGUACUUCAUACACUUGUUUAUUCAGUAAGUACUACUAUUCUAUAUUCAGAUAGUGAUGAAGCAAGCCGAUAUAUAUUUUGGCAGGCGACAAUAGGUGGCGGUAAUGCUCUGCCCGGCUGCAAUUUACCAUUAAAAUGCAAAGGUAGAGGCAUUUUUGAUCAGUGCAUAACAACCGUGCGCGAUUUGAGACAACACUACCCUGUUGAAAUGUACCCACUACACAAUUAAGUACAUAGUGUACUCAUGGGAGUAUCCAAUUGAGACACACCUUAACUCUCCGGAUCAGACAUGGUAGAUUGUAGAACGAGACAGCAACAGGAAGGAAAGUUCAUGAACAAGGUGGAGACAGCUCUCUCUUUGCUUCAUCUAUUUCAUCCAGAUCCCUUUGUCUGCCAUCUUUUCCCUACUCCACUGUAAAAUAACAUAUGUGUUGCCCCCCCCCCUCUCCCCUCGCCCAGCAGUUAAACGAUUUAAGCAACUGUUUUUGUUCUUGCAGUUUUAUUCUUGUGUUUGCUGUCUCCUCUUUCUUUCCCUGCACCCCCACCACCCACGCCUCCACAGAAAAGGACGUGACGCUGUCUAUAUGAUAUGAGCUGCUGUUAAUAAUGUAAUUUGGAAAGGUGAGAAGAGGUGAAAGUGUGGGCAAGGAAAACACAACCUUUAGGUGGUACCUUAAUGAAAAAGUGUUAUGCAUCA
Perca fluviatilis (European perch) is the source of this 2490-nucleotide messenger RNA. RefSeq names its product NDRG family member 4 (gene ndrg4). The coding region runs from base 148 to 1548 and encodes 466 amino acids. NCBI's taxonomy places the organism in Eukaryota, Metazoa, Chordata, Actinopteri, Perciformes, Percidae. Gene Ontology annotation, biological process: signal transduction; positive regulation of ERK1 and ERK2 cascade; brain development. The record is from RefSeq and is a predicted model, not a curated record. The transcript is spliced from 19 exons. Gene Ontology annotation, cellular component: cytoplasm.